Messenger RNA from Megalobrama amblycephala (Wuchang bream), 2768 nucleotides. It is a transcript of the gene arsj, whose product is annotated as arylsulfatase family, member J. Lineage: Eukaryota; Metazoa; Chordata; Actinopteri; Cypriniformes; Xenocyprididae. The coding region runs from base 408 to 2114 and encodes 568 amino acids. The record is from RefSeq and is a predicted model, not a curated record. The transcript is spliced from 2 exons.
CUUAUCGCUAACGAGCCAGUGAUUUGCGAAUCGACUCAACGAAAUCAUUACAAAUGAGUCGACUCAAAAGAAUGAUUCAUUCGCGAAUCGGACAUCACUGUGUGGCACUGAAGAAGUAACUCAAGCGAAAGAUGAGACGGCUAAGAUCUCAGACGGGUCGACAGCGUCUCGAUGCUUAGAAAUUAUGCUUUUCGAGCCGAGUUUACAUAUUCGGGUUUUUGGAAAAUUGAUUCAAUUGUCAUACACGGUCGGACAAACCGCGAUCCUAAUUUCCAAGCGCGUCUGUUAUCCCUGAAACCCCUCUCGUAUCAUGACAUGCAGCGGUGUUAUUUUGCGCUGUGAAAAGAGUAAAACAGUGCUAUCAUCUGUUCUGGUUUUCAUUUUAACUAGUUUACAAAUAGGGACGGAUGGUUUUAGGUGCAAUGCACGGACGAAUGGGAAGAAGUACGUUUCUUCUGACGCUUUUGACUACUUUUAGCGGCUUUGUCAACUCCACAUAUGGAACAUGGAAGAGCAGUUUUCAUUCGAAUCGUGUGAACAACAUGGAAAAGCCUCCCUCUCAGCCUCACAUCAUCUUUAUCAUGGUUGAUGACCAAGGAUUUCGAGACGUGGGAUAUCACGGGUCCGAAAUAAAGACUCCAACGCUGGACAGACUCGCUGCUGCGGGAGUUAAACUGGAGAAUUACUAUGUUCAGCCUCUGUGCAGCCCGUCCAGGAGCCAGCUGAUGACCGGCAGAUAUCAAAUCCACACCGGCCUCCAGCAUUCCAUCAUCCGACCCACUCAGCCAAACUGCCUCCCUCUGGAGAACAUCACCCUCCCUCAGAAACUGAAGAAUGCUGGGUACUCUACUCAUAUGGUGGGAAAGUGGCACCUGGGGUUCUAUAAGCGAGGCUGUAUGCCUACACAGCGUGGCUUUGACACCUUCUUUGGCUCUUUGUUGGGUAGUGGCGACUACUACAGCCAUUACAAAUGCGACAGCCCAGGAAUGUGUGGGUACGAUCUUCACGAGGGGGAAGAAGCAGCCUGGGAGCAGGACCAUGGCAUCUAUUCCACCAUUAUGUAUACUCAAAAGGCUGUGAACAUCCUGGCAUCUCACAAUCCUAAUCGGCCAAUCUUCCUCUACUUGGCCUACCAGGCUGUACACUCGCCCUUGCAGGUUCCUGCUCGCUACCUCGAACGUUACAAGUCCAUCCCAAACUUGCAUCGUCGUAAGUACGCUGCAAUGGUCAGCUGCUUGGAUGAGGCCGUACGCAAUAUAACUCUAGCUCUCAAGCAGUAUGGAUAUUAUGACAACAUGGUUAUGGUGUACUCCUCAGACAAUGGAGGCCAACCAAUGGCAGGAGGCAGCAACUGGCCACUUAGAGGCAGUAAAGGAAGUUACUGGGAGGGAGGAAUACGGGCGGUAGGGUUCGUACAUAGCCCUUUACUGGUCAAAAAGGGCACUAGAAGCAGGGCUCUGAUCCAUAUUACUGACUGGUACCCAACACUGGUGAUGCUCGGUGAAGGUACGCUCGAUGAGAACCAGAGUCUUGAUGGUUAUGAUGUCUGGGAAGCCAUCAGUGAGGGACGUCCUUCACCCCGACUGGAUAUUCUCCACAACAUAGACCCCAUCUACGCCAAAGCCAAGAAUGGCUCCUGGAAAGCAGGCUAUGGAAUCUGGAACACGGCCAUCCAGGCAGCACUCCGUGUAGGAGACUGGAAGCUUCUGACUGGUGUGCCAGGAUAUAGUGACUGGAUUCCACCACAGACUUUCUCCACCCUGCUGUUGGCCAAUCGUUGGCACAAUGAGCGUGUGAGCUGGGAUCGAGGCAAGUCUAUAUGGCUCUUCAACAUUACAGCUGAUCCAUAUGAACGAGUGGACCUUUCCCGACGAUACCCACAUGUGGUGAAGAAGAUGCUGUUCAGGCUUCUACGGUACAACAAGACAGCUGUGCCAUGCCGCUACCCUCCCAAAGAUUAUCGCUCCAAUCCUCAGUAUAACGGGGGAGUCUGGGGGCCCUGGUACACAGAUGAUGAUGAAGAUGAGGAUGAUAACCUUCUCUCAUAUGAUUUAGAACAGAUGAAGAGUUGGAAGAAAGGAAAACGGAGAGGGAAAUUCAAAAGAAAGACCUGAGGUCUAUAGAAUUGUUGGCUCCCAUUUUGACAUUCUUGGUACCUUUAUGAACUCAGGGAUGUAGUCUUUAAGUAAUUUUGAGUAUAGGUUUAUAGAUUUACCUCCAAUUUCAUGAUCAAAUGUCAUUUUUUUCGUAUUUUAAAUAUUUUCUAUCCCAGUUGAAUGUGCAGAUAACUAUAGAGUGUAAACACUGUGGGGCUUUCAAAGCAUUGCUCUUCUUUGAAAAGUCUGAAAUGUCUACUUUUGGCUCAAGCAGAUUUGGGUCAGGACAACCGGCAGCAGACGGGAACAUUGGAAGAAAAGCAUUGAUUUUGCAACUCCGUUUGGUGCCGCUAAAGGCACAAAAACAAUGACUUUAAUGACAAGAAAUGCAUGCUGAGGAAGGAAACCACUUCAACUACUACUACAAGUCCUAGAGCUUGAAUUUAAAAAAAAAAAAGUUUUGGGGUUGCAUAAGAAAGUUAAAUGAAAUUGGUGCUAUAUUCUUGGCAAACAUUUGAAAUGAGAGAACACACAUGAAAUUGCGAACCUCAGAAAAAGUAACAUUAAAGGGUUAUUUCACCCAUAAAUUAAAAUUCUCUCAUUAAUUACUCAGCCUCAUGUCAUUCCAAACCCGUAAGUCUUUCGUUCAUCUUCAGAACACAAAUGAAGAUA